AUGUUCGGAGUCAGGGUAUUCCUGCAAAAAAUCCUGAUUCUUCUGCACGUUACUACGUGCGUUGUCAUUGGCAAAACGCUGAUGAUACUGUUCCCUAAUGCCAUGAAAAGAUACAUUCUAAAACAGGGUGAAAAGAGCAGAAUGAAUGAGAAUCCAAAGUUCAGCUAUGAAAACUGGGGUCCGACUUUCUUCAGCUUCAAGUAUUUGCUCUUUGUGCUGAAGGUGAAGUGGAAGAGGCUGGAGGAUGAAGCCUAUGAGGGACACUCUGCUCCCAACACGCCGGUGGUGACUUUCCACGGGGAAGUUCGUCACCUCUUUGAUUUCAUGCAAGACAACCGACCUUUAAUCCUGAAUUUCGGAAGUUGCACCUGACCUUCAUUUAUGUUAAAAUUUGAUGAGUUCAACAAGCUCGUCAAAGAUUUCAACUCAAUAGCAGAUUUCCUUAUCGUCUACAUCGAAGAAGCUCAUGCAGUAGAUGGAUGGGCUUUUAAAAACAAUAUUGUUAUUAAAAAUCACCGAAGCCUUGAAGAACGAAAAAUUGCAGCACAGUUUCUUCAGAAAAAUAAUCCUUUAUGUCCAGUGGUUUUAGACACUAUGGAAAACCUGAGCAGUUCAAAAUAUGCUGCAUUGCCAGAACGACUGUAUCUACUUCAAGGAAGGAAAGUCAUCUACAAGGGAGGAGUGGGGCCUUGGAAUUACCACCCCCAGGAAAUACGUGCCAUCCUGGAAAAACUGAAAUAG
Pelecanus crispus (Dalmatian pelican) is the source of this 741-nucleotide messenger RNA. It is a transcript of the gene DIO1, whose product is annotated as iodothyronine deiodinase 1. Gene Ontology annotation, biological process: thyroid hormone metabolic process. The record is from RefSeq and is a predicted model, not a curated record. NCBI's taxonomy places the organism in Eukaryota, Metazoa, Chordata, Aves, Pelecaniformes, Pelecanidae. Gene Ontology annotation, molecular function: thyroxine 5'-deiodinase activity.